AUGAGCUCAAAGUCUUCUUCAUCGAGUAAUGGGGAAUGGCUCAAUCAUUCUUCAACGGGAAAGAGAACAGUCUCGCCGUCACCAUCCACAUCACCAGCCAAAUCGCCUUCAUCGGCCAGUAUAUCAUCCUUUCCCCAACGGAAGCAAUCCGCCAUGGAAGACUUGCCCCUGGACUGGACACGAAUCAAGAGACGUCGAAUGGAGUGCAGUAUUGACUAUAAUCCACGCACUCUUAUCAAAUCUCCGUUGGUGGUUUCCGGCAACGAGAAAAUUCAUCACGGAUAUGCGAUCUUUUGCCUCCACGAUAGCACCGACCCUACCUGGUUUCAAGGGUACUUUUUGGAAACUGCAUUGGGAAAUUCUUCUACUAUUGACGAUGAAGAUAGUAGCAACAUGACAAUGAUUCAGAGUCGCAGCCGUCGCCCUUGGGGACUUUUGGCAACCAAAGAAGAAAUCGAUGAAUGCAUGGAAUGCGAAAAUGGAGGUUAUCGCCGGAUUACUGUCAAGGUAUUUCAUACUCCAUCCUCCAAUUCAUCCUCACAAUCGACUUCCAUGAAAGGAAUUGACUGGACGGGUGGGGAUAUGAUGCGGUUGUCGAAUGACAAGGUCGAAAUGAAUACCCAGCGUUUGUUGACUGGAAAGGACGCUCUUCCAUACCUGAAACAGUAUUUCAUGGGGAUGCUUCGGAAACUCCAACAAGCUUGUCAAGAGGAUGAUACGGUCAGGCACGACAUAGACAAAGACAAAAACGAAACAUCAAAAAUGUUUGAACUCCUUCCUGACGUCGCCGUAUUGGUUGGGAAAAUGUCGAUAGUAUUGUCACAAGAUGUCGACACUAUGGGAGGAAGAGUGACAAAGAGCCUUUCCUUUUACGAAAAGAACAAAGAAGCGAUCACGGAGACAAAGGCAAAGACUGGGGGUGAUUUAUGGGAUGAUUAG
Molecule: messenger RNA, 939 nt
Organism: Cylindrotheca closterium
Lineage: Eukaryota; Bacillariophyta; Bacillariophyceae; Bacillariales; Bacillariaceae
Source: the annotation of a GenBank genome assembly